AUACAUAUCAAUUGAUAGUCGAUAAUUACAAUAAACUAUUUAAGGAAACAUCGAUUUCACUAAUUUAAUUGAGCAAAAUUAAUUAUUCGCGUAACCUAUAGUUAAAUAAACCUACUAAAAUGCUGUCUACGUUGAAAACAAUAUUCCUGGAAGUUACUAAAAUAGUUUUAAUUCAAUUACAUUUGUUGAUAGAUGUAUUGGUAGAAUUUUUCUUUGGUUUAUAUUAUGAUAAAAGAAUACAAAAAGUUCCACCUGUUAAAAAUAAUUUAUUACUUCAAAGUACGAUACAAAUAGCUCGAAACAUUAGAGAGAAAAAAAUAAGUUCAGAAGAAGUGGUUAAAACGUUUAUCGAACGAUGUAAAGAAGUUAAUGGAUUAUUAAAUGCAAUUGUGGAAGAAAGAUACGAAGAUGCAAUUAAGCAAGCCAAGGAGGUUGAUAACUUUUUAAACAGUGAAAAUUAUAAUAUAACAGAAUUGGAAAAAACGAAGCCUCUGCUAGGAGUACCUUUUACAACUAAAGAAAGCAAUGAAGCGAAAGGAUUGCUUCAUUCUAUGGGUACAUUGAGGCGAAAAGGUCAUCGUUCGUUGGAAGAUGCUACUGUAAUUAAAAAUGUUAAAACAGCUGGGGCAAUAAUUAUUGGUAAAACAAAUAUUCCAGAAUUGAAUCAGUGGGUAGAAUGCAGAAACAAAAUUUAUGGACAAACAAAUAAUCCUUACAAUACGACUAGAACUGUUGGUGGAAGUAGCGGUGGAGACGCCGCAAUAGUUUCUGCAUGUGGUGUUCCAUUUGCAGUUGGCAGUGAUAUUGGUGGUUCCAUUAGAAUACCAGCGUCAUACAAUGGUAUUUAUGGAUUAAAGCCAAGUCAAGGUAUGACUUCGUUAAAAGGCAUAGGAAUGAGACAGGAAGAGCAUCUAGAUUCGAUGGCAGAAGCAGGACCAUUGUGUAAGAGAGCUGAAGAUUUAGAGUUGUUGAUGACAAUUAUGUCAGGUUCACUAUUAAACAAGCCAUUAAAUACUCCGAUUAAUUUGAAAAAUAUUAAUGUUUUCUAUCAAGAGAGCUCCGGAGAUAUUCGAGCGAGCGAACUUAGCUUUGAAACCAAAAAUGCUUUAAAAAAAGCAACAAAGUAUUUAGAAGAACUAUGCGGAUCUGUGACAAAGAUGACUUUGCCUGGCACAGAAUAUAGUUAUCGUCUAUGGCGAUAUUGGAUGACCCAGGAAAAAAUUAAUUUCAAAGAAAAUUUAACAAACAAUACCGGGUGUACAAAUUUUAAAAUAGAAUUUUGUAAAAUAUUAAGUGGAAAUUGUGAAAUCACUUUCGCAGCUUUAUUAAAAUUAUUUGAUUCUGAUGUUUUUCCCAAAGAAAAUGAAGAAUGGGCUAAAAGUAUGACUAAUCUAAUGAAAACUUCUUUAUUAGCAAAAUUAGGAGACAAUGGCAUUUUUAUAUAUCCUUCAUUUAAUUCCGCAAAAUAUCAUUGUGCACUAUUCCUGAGUCCAUUUAGUUUUGGAUAUUGGGCCGUUUUUAAUGUAUUGAAGGUCCCAGUUUGCCAAAUACCUAUGGGUCUAGAUAAAAAUGGUUUACCCAUUGGAAUUCAAAUUGUGGCAGCUCCAAAUAACGAUCAUCUGUGUAUAGCAGUUGCAAAAGAAUUAGAGAAGGAGUUCAAAUGGAUUGAACCGUAAAAUAAAUUCUAAAUUUUCCAUUUGUUUUUU
Molecule: messenger RNA, 1706 nt
Organism: Ceratosolen solmsi marchali
Lineage: Eukaryota; Metazoa; Arthropoda; Insecta; Hymenoptera; Agaonidae
Product: fatty-acid amide hydrolase 2
Exons: 9
Coding region: 120-1676 (518 amino acids)
Cellular component (GO): endomembrane system
Source: RefSeq, a predicted model, not a curated record